UCUUGAAACUUUUUUUUUUUUUUCCUUUUCUUCUUUUUCUUGCCUCUGUUCAGCUAUUCUUCAGCUCGUCUAAUACCUUACCCUCCCCCUCCUCAAUCCCGGUCAGGGCCAUUCCGGAGUGGUGCUGAACAUCACCCCAUACCCACUCGUCCCUAUAUCAGCUGCCAGGGAGCUCUCAUCCUUCCAGGAUCCUUUGAGAUCGUGUACCCUCUGACCCCUUGGAGUGACCCAUUGGUAUGUUCACAGCAUAGCCUUUUGCCUGCAGAAGCACAUCUACCAUCCCUUCCCCUCCAUUCGUUCAGACCAUGUGCCAAUGUACCAUGUACUGACAAAGAACCACCAGAUAUAGCAACCUCGGGACCCCUCGUUGGAUACACCAAACGUCAAAGACAAAAAAGAUGUCUUCCACAGCUAUCCCCAAGCGCAUGGCGCUGAACCGCAACCCGGGCACGGAUUCUUCCGUCCCCAGCGUCUCGGUGUCUCCAUUUGACAGCCCUCGUCAUUCUCCGUCCUCAACUUCCCUUUCGUCGCUCGCGUCCGAGUCGGAGAACAAGGGCAAGAUGCUGGACACCUAUGGAAAUGAGUUCAAGAUUCCCGACUACACCAUCAAGCAGAUCCGUGACGCCAUCCCCGCUCACUGCUACGAGCGGAAAGCUCUCACUAGCUUGUACUAUGUCUUCCGUGAUAUUGCCAUGUUGGGAUCCAUCUUCUAUGUCUUCCACAACUAUGUCACGCCGGAGACCGUUCCUUCUUUCCCGGCUCGUGUUGCUCUGUGGACCAUUUACACCGUUGUCCAGGGUCUGAUCGCUACCGGUGUCUGGGUUUUGGCCCACGAGUGCGGUCACCAGGCUUUCUCCCCCUCCAAGGUUCUGAACGACACUGUUGGCUGGAUCUGCCACUCCGCCCUGCUGGUGCCGUAUUUCUCCUGGAAGAUCUCCCACGGUAAGCACCACAAGGCUACCGGUAACAUCGCCCGUGACAUGGUGUUCGUCCCCAAAACCCGCGAUGAGUAUGCUUCCCGCGUCGGCAAGGCCGUUCACGAGCUGAGCGAGUUGAUGGAGGAGACCCCCAUCGCGACUGUCACCAACCUCAUUCUCCAGCAGCUCUUUGGAUGGCCCAUGUACCUCCUGACCAACGUUACCGGUCACAACAACCACGAGCGUCAGCCCGAGGGUCGUGGAAAGGGAAAGCGCAACGGCUACUUCGGCGGCGUCAACCACUUCAACCCUAGCAGCCCUCUGUACGAGGCCAAGGAUGCUAAGCUGAUCGUCCUGAGUGACCUGGGUCUCGCCAUCACCGGAUCCGUCCUCUAUUACAUCGGUUCCACCUAUGGCUGGCUCAACCUCCUGGUGUGGUAUGGAAUUCCUUACCUCUGGGUGAACCACUGGCUGGUUGCCAUCACUUACCUCCAGCACACCGACCCCACUCUCCCUCACUACCAGCCUGAGGUGUGGAACUUCGCUCGUGGAGCCGCGGCCACCAUUGACCGUGACUUCGGCUUCGUUGGCCGUCACAUCUUGCACGGUAUCAUUGAGACCCACGUCCUGCACCACUACGUCAGCACCAUCCCCUUCUACCACGCCGACGAGGCCAGCGAGGCCAUCCAGAAGGUCAUGGGCUCGCACUACCGCACCGAGGCCCACACCGGCUGGACUGGAUUCUUCAAGGCUCUCUGGACCAGCGCCCGUGUCUGCCACUGGGUCGAGCCGACCGAGGGUGCCCAGGGCGAGGGCGAAGGUGUGCUCUUCUACCGUAAUACCAACGGCGUCGGAGUUCCUCCGGCCAAGCUUUCCAAAUAGAUUAUGCGUUUGUCGAUAUAGAACGAGUUUAUCUUGAAAUUUUCCGCGUGGUGCUCGCAGGAUCGAGUGGCCACGAUUUGGACACUCAUCACGUCACGGCAUAGAGCAGCUGCGAGUUAAUUGAAUCAACUUGAAGGCGUAUAUGGGGGCAUGAGAUCUUGGUGAAAUCACGUGGU
This is a messenger RNA of Aspergillus pseudotamarii, 1975 nucleotides long. RefSeq names its product oleate delta-12 desaturase odeA. The coding region runs from base 399 to 1799 and encodes 466 amino acids. Lineage: Eukaryota; Fungi; Ascomycota; Eurotiomycetes; Eurotiales; Aspergillaceae. Gene Ontology annotation, biological process: lipid metabolic process. The record is from RefSeq and is a predicted model, not a curated record. Gene Ontology annotation, molecular function: oxidoreductase activity. The transcript is spliced from 2 exons.